AUGCAACAACAGCAUCAGUUAUUCGCCCAAUUGCUGCAGCAGCCGAAAUCCGCAUCACAGCCUUCCCAGCCGACAAAUAGUGUUCCCAGCAAUCCCGAGGUGAUUAUGGAUGCUUUAUCGAGUAGCAUCACGGAGUUUCGUUACGAGGCGGAAUCGGACGUAACUUUCGGUGCAUGGUUUGCACGAUACGAGGAUCUGUUUGCGCAGGAUGCCUCUCGCCUCGACGAUGCAGCUAAAGUGCGUUUGCUGAUACGCAAGCUGGGACCCGCCGAGUACGCGCGAGAGGGUUUCUGCAACCAACAAAACGGUAGGCGCCAGCGGCGAAAAUCCAAGAAAUGGAACAGGCGCACUCCGGUUGAGACGCGUUUUGUAACGAUCAACGUCUGCAAGGUGACGCAAACAAGAAAAUUCGUCGACCUUCUGAUCGGCAACAAGAAGGUGCGCAUGCAGCUCGACACCGGUUCGGACAUCACGGUGGUCGGACGGAGUGCAUGGGACCAGUUGGGUAGGCCAACAUUGAAGCCGGUAGGAGUAUGCGCGAGGACAGCGUCUGGCUCGCAGCUGCAGCUGGAUGGGGAAUUUACGGCAAGGGUAACGAUUGGCGACAGGACAAAGGUCAUCGUUAUUCGCGUCAUACAAGCAGACUUGCAGCUUCUGGGAGCAGAUGCGAUCGAGCAGUUCCAGCUCGGGUCGGUGCCAAUGGACCACUUUUGUAACGCGAUAAGCACAGAAGCGCUAAAAUGGGAAAGCAAGUUCCCUAAAAUGUUUAGUGGAAGUGGAUUGUGCACUAAGGCAAAUAUUCAGCUGCGGCUGAAGGAUAAUCACCGUUCAGUAUUUUGUCCCAAACGUCCGGUUGCAUACGCGAUGCAAGCUAUUGUGGAAAAAGAGCUAGACCGCCUGCAAGACUUGGGUGUUAUCACCAGAACGGACUAUUCGGAUUGGGCAGCCCCAAUCGUGGUAGUGAGGAAACAGAACGGCAGUAUAAGAAUAUGUGGAGAUUAUUCAACUGGCCUGAACUCAGCUCUCCAGUCCCAUGAGUAUCCACUACCACUUCCAGAGGAUAUUUUUGCAACACUUGCUCAGUGCCAGUUUUUCAGCAAAAUUGACCUUUCGGACGCGUUCCUGCAGGUGGAAAUAAAUGAGCAGUAUCGUCCGUUACUUACGAUAAAUACGCAUCGCGGGCUAUACCAUUACAACCGCCUGCCACCCGGGAUAAAGAUUGCGCCAGCGGCAUUCCAGCAGCUGAUGGAUGCAAUGCUCGCCGGAUUGAAUCGUACAUCCGGGUACAUGGACGACGUAGUCGUGGGAGGAAGAACAGAGCGUGAGCACGAUGAGAACCUGCUAAACCUUUUCCGGCGCAUCGAAGAUUACGGAUUUACCAUCCGCGCGGAAAAGUGUGCAUUCAAAAUGACUCAAAUUGAGUAUUUGGGGUUCAUCGUUGAUAGCCAGGGUCUCAGACCGAAUCCCGAAAAGAUAGCAGUAAUUCACGAGUUGCCGGCGCCAAGGAAUGUGAGUGAAGUACGAUCCUUUUUAGGAGCCGUGAAUUAUUACGGGAAGUUCGUUCCAAAGAUGAGAGACCUUCGGUACCCUCUGGAUGUGCUGCUGAAAAACGAGUCACAAUUUGAAUGGACACGCGAGUGCGAAGAUGCCUUUCGGAAAUUUAAAGAGAUACUGGCCUCCGACCUGCUCCUGACGCAUUACGACCCCAACGCGGAAAUAGUGGUUUCUGCGGAUGCUUCGUCGGUUGGUCUAGGCGCAACGAUCAGCCAUAGAUUUGCUGAUGGAUCGAUGAAGGUGGUGCAGCAUGCUUCACGAGCCCUAACGAAGGCAGAAGCAGGGUACAGUCAGAUCGAUCGUGAAGGUCUAGCGAUCAUUUUUGCCGUUAAGAAAUUCCAUAAAAUGCUGUACGGACGCCAUUUCCGGUUGCAGACGGAUCAUCGACCACUGUUGCGCAUUUUCGGCUCCAACAAGGGUAUACCUGUUUACACAGCCAACAGGUUACAGCGUUUUGCUCUGCAGCUUCAACUGUACGAUUUUAGCAUCGAAUAUGUUAAAACGGAUCAAUUUGGCAACGCGGACGUGCUCUCAAGGCUAAUAAAGGAGCACGCAAAACCAGAUCCAGAGUACAUCAUUGCAAGCGCUGAGUUGGAAGAGGACGUGAGUUCCGUUGUAAUAAACUGUAUUAACCUAUUUCCGCUUCAUUUUAGAGAUGUCGCGAAGGCAACGGAAUCCGACCCGGUACUGCGGCAAGUAACAAAAUACAUUAUGGAAGGUUGGCCGCGAGACAAAUCAUACGGCGAAGAUUUGGCUCGCUUUUUCCACAGAAGCGAGGCCUUAUCCACGUUCCGGGGAAGUAUUUUGUUCGGGGAGAGGGUGGUCAUCCCAAGAAAGCUACAGCGGCGUUGCUUGGAGCAGCUGCACGAAGGACAUCCAGGGAUCCAAAGGAUGAAGGCGGUGGCUCGCAGUUAUGUGUACUGGCCAAGCAUCGAUAGAGACAUUGCCGAGUACGUGAAAACAUGCCACGCCUGUGCAGUAGCAUCGAAGUCCUCCCCGCGUGAGAAACCCGUUUCCUGGCCAGCUACCAAGAAGCCCUGGGAGCGCAUCCACUUCGAUUAUGCCGGUCCAGUUGACGGUGAUUACUUUUUGGUAAUGGUCGAUGCGCAUACAAAGUGGCCAGAGGUGGUAAGGACGUGUAGCACUACGACAAAGGCUACUAUUGCGAUGAUGCGGGGCAUCUUCGCAAGAUUUGGCUAUCCCGAAACGUUGGUCAGCGAUAAUGGACCCCAGUUCGUAUCGUCCGAGUUUGAGGAUUACUGUUGUAGAAACGGCAUAGACCACGUGAAAACCGCGCCGUUUCAUCCUCAAUCGAAUGGGCAAGCUGAGCGUUUCGUGGACACGCUAAAAAGAAAAAUGCAAAAGAUCCACGAAGGUGGAGCCACACGAGAGGAAUCACUCGAUAUUUUCCUUGCAUCUUAUCGGAUGACUCCCAACCCGGUUGUAAGAAAUGGCCAAACUCCGGCGGAGGCUAUGCUGGGGCGAAAGGUUCGGACCGCCCUAGAACUAUUGAAACCUCCCUCCGCAGAAAAGGAAGCACCGCCAGUGGGCGAUAAACGGUUCGGUAGCGGUGACGCCGUUUAUACCAAGAUGUAUGCUAGAAACUCUUGGCGGUGGGUUCCAGCACGGAUUGUACGAGAACUAAGUACGGUGAUGUUCGAGGUGGAGACCGAGGAUCGCAAGGUGCAUCGACGUCACCUGAAUCAGCUUAGAGAGCGCGGUGCUGCCACGCCAAUUAAUGCACCUAGUAAUACCGUAGAGCCGAACCGAUUGCCGUUGGAUUUGCUCAUCGAUCCAGCGCCGCAGGAAACAAGGCCGAUUUCUCCUGCAGAGCAGCAAAUCAUCACAUCGGAUACGGUUGCAUCUCCACGUCCAGUCCCUUUCGUGACUAGCAGACGACGGCAGCCGAUACAAGAGCCACGCCGGUCUUCUAGGCCUAGAAGACCCCCACGUAGGCUCGACGAGUAUCGUCUAAAUUAA
This is a messenger RNA of Anopheles coustani, 3534 nucleotides long. RefSeq lists its product as uncharacterized. Lineage: Eukaryota; Metazoa; Arthropoda; Insecta; Diptera; Culicidae. Gene Ontology annotation, biological process: DNA integration. The coding region runs from base 1 to 3534 and encodes 1177 amino acids. The transcript is spliced from 2 exons. Gene Ontology annotation, molecular function: nucleic acid binding. The record is from RefSeq and is a predicted model, not a curated record.